AUGCAUUUGAACACGGCUUGCGUUGGGGCGAGCGUGGCUCCAACGGUGAUCUCAACUUGGUUCUCUCAUUAUCUCGACCGCAAAUCUCGUCACCAAAAGCCAACCGCACAUGUAUCCUACGACGAAGGACUGCACGUCGUUCGUGCUUUCCUCAAACAUGCUGCCGGCCAUACCAUCGAAGAUAUCCAGGCGUUCACUGCUCAGAAAGUUCCCACAUCGCAUUGGGUCAAGAUCAAGGAAGACGUCGUCCCGGCAGAGUAUCUCACCAAGGCCGCCGACAGCAUCAAUUCGCAAUUGGGGGAGCGCGGAAUAACUCGAGUCGGUGGGAAGACGUGGUGGCAAUGGCGUGGCCACGAAAAAGAUUUACGAUUUGAGUGGAUUGAGAUGAAGAGCGAUUACAAUGCGAGGAAACGGUCCGCUGCGCGUUGCAAGCGCGUGAUGUUUUACAUACAUGGCGGAGCCUAUUUCUUUGCAUCCUAUCGCCUGUCGCCACAGUUUCCAUUCCCCUGCGGGCUUCAGGACUGUAUCGCAUCUUACCUGUAUUUACUGACCAUCCAAGAUCCGUCAGAAAUCGUUGUGGCCGGUGAUUCUGCCGGCGGAGGCAUGGUUCUGUCAAUGCUGGUUGUCCUCCGGGAUCAAGGCAUCCCUCUUCCCGCUGGUGGCAUUCUCAUCUCUCCAUGGGUCGACCUUACUCACUCUUUCCCAUCUGUCGCAAGUGGAAGUUCGCUCGACUACAUUCCGGAGCACGGAUUCAUGCACCGUCCUUCACAAGCAUGGCCACCCCCAAACGCAGAUGAUCUGGCUUCAAUAUAUAAAGCGGCCGAGGAGAAAACAACUGUCGAUAAAACCAAAACCAAUUCGGUUUCCGCAAAAGUCCAACCAGCAGAUCAGAAAACAGCUGUGCGUGGAUUCACUAUGCGGCAAGGCAGUGGCGAAAAGGUGGGCCAUACAUACCCCGGAUUGCAUACCAAUCUUGAACCAGCUCAAGAGGAACAUAUUCGUACUGGCAAAGCGGAUACUCUCGUCGUGCCCAUGCAAGAUAACACGGUGGUCGAGAUCAAAGAUCAAAUUCAAAUGUACUGUCCAAACCAGUUGUUGUCGCAUCCACUAGUUUCACCCAUCUUGCAGCCGUCUCUUGGUGGGCUACCACCUCUUCUAAUCCUAACCGGUGGCGGUGAAAUGCUCCGCGACGAGCAGAUCUAUCUAGCACACAAGGCCGCCGAUCCAGCAGCUUAUCCUCCCAUGGAUGCCUAUCUCGAUGAGCACGACCCUGACAGGACUAAAUUGAACCAAUAUGAUCCCACCUACGUGCAGCUGCAAGUUUGGGAAGAUCUGUGCCAUGUGGGUAUAACAUUAAGUUGGACUAAACCUGCAAAAUUCAUGUUCCGGUCCAUUGCUCAGUUCGGUGCUUGGGCUUUGGCACACGCUCAGCACGAAGAAAUCGAAAUCCCCAAGGACGAUACAUCCUCGAUUUCUAGCUCAUCGUCAUCCUCUGAUCUAGAAAGGGACCAGCCUAAAGGGUCAAUUGGGAAAGCAGGAGAUCCUCUGCCGCGAUUCCACAAACACAUCAUCCGGCAAAAGGUUGACAGGCAUGGAGUGGUAUAUCAUCUUGAACCCCCACAUGCGCUUCCAGCCUUACAGCAACCACGUGAGAAAGUCGGUGCUAUCAGUUCCACGAUUGUCAGCAAAUGGCUAGUAGCCAAGAAAGCAUGGGAUGAGAAAUUUGCCAAGCCAAAACUUCGAGUUCAGCGGAGCCGCAUCAAAGACUUCGAAAAAGGGUACUACGGAUUCGACGAUGAAAUACCCCCCGCAUGUGCCAUGGCGAGCAGGCGGAUGGAGAAAGAUGUCACGCCUCCGAAGCCGCGCAAGAGCUAUGGCAUGAUGCUAUGGUCUUUAGCUGCAAGCAAGCAUGACAAAGAAAUUGCCGAGAAAGAAGAGACUAAAGAUGAAAUCCCUGAUUCUGUUGUCGAAGUUGGACACGAUCGAAAUAUCGAUGAUGUGGCCGCUGAACAGGCUCGAGAUUCACUGUCGAAUAGGGACAAAUCCCACAGUCGACCGCGUAGCCAGCCGCGCAUUGUUACUGAUAGUGGCCAGGCAGCUGACAAUGAUCAAGACACGGCAAACGCCGUUUUCAAUGGCCCAACACAGCAACAGGAGGAACAUAGAGGAGAUACGCCUUCAUUUACAAAUUCAGACAAUACACCUGUCGUUCUGAUUCCAGGCCUCGAUACCAACGCCGGAUCACAGUCCUUGAAAUUUGUUGACAAUGCGAGCACAAGAGCAAUCCGUAACGAAGACGGAGUUAUCAGCGUGAAAGACAACGUAUCGCUAAGACCAGACACCUUUUCCUUGUCAAGCACCGACAGUGUACCAAAAGUAUCGGAAUCCUCAUUGAUCAGAAAAUCAUUUCAAUAUUCUGAGCAUAAUAGCGCUUUUGUGGACAGUGUCCCACAAACUCCAACUUCAGCCGCUGAAGAAUUGAUGUCGGCAGGCUCCUCGAUUGCAACCAACGCUGCUGUUCGCCAUGCUCCCGGUAUUCUAAGAGUCGAGAAGUCCAAAGUUCAAGAUUCAACAUCCCAGGCAGAAUCCAACUCGAAAGAAAAUGGUGUGAAUUUUGACAGACCUAAAAUGCCAGAGCGGGAUGAGUUUAUCACCGCCGAGGAAUAUCGACCUUGA
Messenger RNA from Talaromyces rugulosus, 2676 nucleotides. RefSeq lists its product as uncharacterized. The coding region runs from base 1 to 2676 and encodes 891 amino acids. NCBI's taxonomy places the organism in Eukaryota, Fungi, Ascomycota, Eurotiomycetes, Eurotiales, Trichocomaceae. The transcript has 4 exons. Gene Ontology annotation, molecular function: hydrolase activity. The record is from RefSeq and is a predicted model, not a curated record.